Molecule: messenger RNA, 148 nt
Organism: Dentiscutata erythropus
Lineage: Eukaryota; Fungi; Glomeromycota; Glomeromycetes; Diversisporales; Gigasporaceae
Source: the annotation of a GenBank genome assembly
AGAUAAGAAGGACGGAAUGAGAAUAAAAGUGUGGGUAGAAGAGUGGAAGUGGGACGGAGGGGAAGAGGAUGUGGGUGUGGUGAAGUGGGGGCAAAGAGAAAGCGCGAAAGGAAAGAGCGAAAGAGAAGAGAAUAGAAAAGUGGAGUGA